AAGGAUAACAGAAAACCAGAGCCUUAAAACUGCCAACAAAACUCACUCAUCCAUCCAUGGCCUCCUCUGUUCCUCUUCCGCCGCCGCCACCACCGCCCACCACUUUUCCGCCACCCCUUUCCCUUUCACCGCCCCUUCCCAAACUCAAAACCCCCACAAUUCGUUCCCGCCUGAGUAAAAUAUGCCAGGAAGGCCAACCUCAUUUAGCCCGCCAACUGUUCGACACAAUUCCCCGCCCUACUACCGUCCUUUGGAACACCAUCAUUAUCGGUUUUAUUUGCAACAAAAUGCCACAAGAUGCCAUUUUGUUCUAUGCCCAGAUGAAAAAAUCCGCUCCUUAUACUUUGUGUGAUAACUAUACUUACUCUUCGGCUCUCAAGGCUUGUGCCGCGACACGCAAUUUGAGAGUCGGUAAAGCUGUUCAUUGCCAUCUUAUUAGGGGCUUAUUGAACCCCAGUAAGAUUGUGUAUAACUCUCUGUUGAAUAUGUACUCUACUUGUUUGAGUUCUGUGGCGGAUAGUGAAAUUGGUGGGUGUGGUUAUUCUGAUUUUGAUUAUUCGAAGUAUGAUUUAGUUUGUAAAGUGUUUGAUACGAUGAAAAGGAGAAAUGUUAUUGCUUGGAAUACAAUGGUUUCAUGGUACGUAAAGACAGAGAGAUAUGCAGAAGCGGUUAGGCAAUUUAGGAUGAUGAUGGUGAAGGGAAUUAGACCCAGUACUGUUAGUUUUGUUAAUGUUUUCCCGGCUUUGUCGAGUUUAGGGGACUAUAAGAAUGGUAACGUACUUAAUGGACUGCUUGUUAAAUUGGGAAGUGAAUAUGUAAAUGAUUUGUUUGUUGUGAGUUCGGCUAUUUUUAUGUAUGCUGAGCUUGGUUGUCUUGAUUUCGCUAGGAAGAUUUUUGACUGUUGUUUGGAGAGAAAUACUGAGGUUUGGAACACUAUGAUCGGUGGGUAUGCACAGAGUAGUUCUCCUGUCGAAGCUAUUGAGCUUUUCAUUGAAGCUAUGUUAUCAGAUGAAAUUGGUUUUGAUGAGGUGACUUUUUUAUCGGUCUUAACUGCAGUUUCACAGUUGCAGCGAUUGGCCUUAGCUCAACAGCUGCAUGCCUAUAUAAUUAAGAAUUUGGCAACAUUGCCAGUUAUUGUAUUGAAUGCCAUUAUUGUCAUGUAUUCAAGAUGCGGCUUUGUCCAUACAUCAUUUAAAGUUUUUGAUAAUAUGCCGGAACGGGAUGUUGUUUCUUGGAAUACAAUGAUUUCUGCUUUUGUUCAGAAUGGGUUGGAUGAUGAAGGAUUAAUGCUUGUGUAUGAGAUGCAGAAGCAACAAUUUAUGAUUGAUUCCGUUACUGUUACUGCUUUGCUUUCAGCAGCUUCAAAUCUGAGAAACCGUGAUAUUGGAAAGCAGACCCAUGCUUAUCUCUUAAGGCAUGGCAUUCAGUUUGAGGGAAUGGCAAGUUAUCUUAUAGUCAUGUAUGCAAAAUCUGGUUUGAUUAGAGCUUCUCAACAAAUUUUUGAGAGAAACAAUACUGGAGACAGAGAUCAAGCCACUUGGAAUGCUAUGAUUGCUGGGUAUACCCAAAAUGGAUUGGUUGAGGAAGCUUUCAUUACUUUUAGGCAGAUGCUUGUGCAGAACGUAACUCCCAACGUUGUGACUAUAGCAUCUGUGCUUCCAGCUUGUAAUCCAAUGGGAAGUAUAGAGUUAGGCAGGCAACUUCAUGGAUUUUCUAUCCGCCAUUUGUUGGACCCAAAUGUCUUUGUAGGCUCUGCUCUUGUUGAUAUGUAUUCUAAGUCAGGGUCAAUUUCUUAUGCUGAAAAUGUGUUUGCCCAAACCUCUGAAAAAAAUCCUGUCACAUAUACCACAAUGAUAUUGGGUUAUGGUCAACAUGGGAUGAGCGAAAGAGCUCUCUCUUUGUUUCAUAAAAUGCAAGAAUGUGACAUUGAACCUGAUGCUGUUGCUUUUGUUGCAGUGUUGUCUGCUUGUAGUUAUGCUGGCUUGGUUGAUGAAGGUCUUCAAAUAUUUGAGUUGAUGGAGAGUAAAUACAAGAUUCAGCCCUCAACUGAGCACUACUGUGUUGCGGAUAUAUUAGGUAGGGUUGGAGGGGUGGUUGAAGCUAUGAGUUUGUCCAAAAUUAGGUGAAGAGGGAAUGUGUUGGAAAUUUGGGGUUCACUUCUUGGUGCUUGCAAACUUCAUGGAAAAUCUGAAUUGGGAGAAGUUGUUGCCAAGAAGUUGCUGAUAGAUACAAGAAACAGAAUGACGGGCUAUCAUGUUUGCUCAAAUAUCUAUGCAGAAGAAGGAAACUGGGAAAAUGUUGACAAAGUAAGGAAAGAGAUGAGAAAAAGAGGGUUGAGAAAAGAAGUUGGAUUUUGGAUUGAUACUGGAGGUUAUGUGAACCGUUUUGCGUCUAAGGAUCAAGAGCAUCCGCAAAGUGAUGAGAUAUAUGAGAUGUUGGAAGGAUUAGCCAUGGAUAAAAAUGCUGGUUAUAGGGCCAGCCAAAGCUCCAAUCUAGAUGCCAUCUCCAGUUUAAUGAAUGAACCGGAAUAGUCGUAUAGACUUUGAAAA
Pistacia vera is the source of this 2549-nucleotide messenger RNA. RefSeq names its product pentatricopeptide repeat-containing protein At3g22150, chloroplastic-like. The record is from RefSeq and is a predicted model, not a curated record. Gene Ontology annotation, biological process: RNA modification. Gene Ontology annotation, molecular function: RNA binding; protein binding. Lineage: Eukaryota; Viridiplantae; Streptophyta; Magnoliopsida; Sapindales; Anacardiaceae.